Molecule: messenger RNA, 4725 nt
Organism: Pararge aegeria (speckled wood butterfly)
Lineage: Eukaryota; Metazoa; Arthropoda; Insecta; Lepidoptera; Nymphalidae
Exons: 22
Coding region: 129-3578 (1149 amino acids)
Biological process (GO): Rho protein signal transduction; endothelial cell migration
Cellular component (GO): axon; plasma membrane; endocytic vesicle
Molecular function (GO): guanyl-nucleotide exchange factor activity
Source: RefSeq, a predicted model, not a curated record
GGUGUGACGUUAGUGCUCACAGCUGAUAUUUUUCAACAGAAAUAUUGUGUAAUUGUGACGUGAAUUGUGGCCUCAAUUCUCAAAAGUGAUAUUGUGAGAUUUAGCGUUUUUAAUUCAAGCGUAAUAUUAUGGAUAGAAAAGAGAGUAAGAAAUUCAAAAAGGAAAAAUCUGUAAAAUGUUCUUCUAAAAAGGAAGGACCUUUGUAUAUCACAGAUGUAAAAAGUUUUAAAGAAAAUAUCAAAAUAAAAGAAAUCCUGAGAAAUGUUAAAAUGAAUAGCAGUAUGCGUCUUAAAGCGCCUCCGGGUAGUAAAGUUAUGAGUAAUACUGACUUUAAUUACGAGGACUCCUUUGAAGAAUCUUCAGUAGCUCAAAACUCUACGGAAAUAUUAAGCGCAACGAACACAGAUGUUGUGGUUUCUAAUGUUGAACCAAAUGAAAGCAAAGCAGAUAAUAAUUAUACCAGUGAAGCUAGCCAAGAAAGUGAUACUGCAAAUGAAAGUAAUGCCGUCGUAGGAGAAAAUAAUCAUUCGUGCAACCAUAUAAGUACUAUAGAACCGCUUAGUACAGGAGAUCCCACCUUACAAACUAACUGUGAUAAUAUCCAAAGUGAUAAUGAAAAUGUAAAUUCUAAUUUAAAUAAUAGGUUACCUAAUGGAAAAAUGUAUGAGAAAACUCGAGACAGAAAAUUGUCUUUAGACCAAACCAUAUUAUCAAGGCGGGAAGGUCUUUCGCAAUCAGAGCUAGACUUGCAUUCCAUAGGAAAGUCACCCCUUGAGCGAAAAUCUUCCUUUUUUAAGAAAACGAUGGACAGUUUUGUGAAAAACACUACUGAAAUGUUUAAAAAGCAGAAUAAAUCAUUGCAGCGUCAUGUUUCGAUGUCUGUUUCUCUGCAAUCAUUGAACGACAAAUCAACAAAUCCAAAUGAUUAUCGUGAAGUACCCAUUCAAGAAGUUAAAGAUGCUUCGGAUGAGACUAGAACACAUCUGCAAAUGCCACCUCACAUAGCACGAAGUCAUUCUAGCUUGUCUAGUGUGAUGCAACGCCCUUCCUCGGAGCAGAGUGUCGCUGAAAUUUACUCAGGAAGCCAGCCGAGUCUAGAAAACCCACAUUCUUGUAGUUCACAUAGUCUGAACGAAGCUUACUUAAAAGCCACCUUGCCUGCUCGCGCCAUUUCUAUGAGCUCAGGUCUAAAUUCACCGCUAGGCCAUCCACACAGGAAAGCACCCCGUUCCAACAGGGUGACUUGGUUGGCAAGCGAAGGUUUGACUAACUAUUUACGGCGUUUAGUCCAGGAUGAAAAGGGUAAAGAGAUGCAAUCUUGUCAGUCCUAUCAGGAUUUCUCGUGUAUUCCCGAAAACGAAAAAUACAGUCGAAAGUGCGACACUAAGGGCAGAAGGUUAUCUUAUCAACGAGCUGUUUCGGGGGAAGAUCCAGUGACGCCGAUGAGGCAACAUCCAGAUACAACGAUGAAAAGAAAAGAUCAGAUCCCGGAGAUGUGUGAGACUCGUGAGAUCUCCGAGUUUUUGAAUGAAUUUAGUGAGCACGGAGUACCUCCGCUGCAGGGGUUUGAUUUGGCCCCUAUACCGGAAGUAGCGAAAACGAACAUAAUAUGGGCCAGCGGACCAAAGGCAUUUCAAGAUUAUUUGGUUGGUAAAUUUUUUUCUCCCACCGAGCAAGCAAGGAUAGAGGUUGUGAAGGAACUGGUGAGGACAGAAGCUGAACAUAUUAACCAUCUGACGACGAUGAUAGAGGUUUUCGUCGCUGCAGCGCAUGCCCUUCAAAGUAGCGGCAAAAUGCUGAACAUUAACCCGAAAAAGUUAUUUGCCAACAUCUCUGACGUGCUUAACGCCAGCUUAUGCUUCUGGAAUGUAACUUUCCUCCCCAUGAUCCUGAAAGCGGUCGAGCAUCAACGGCCGUUCAACACAGAUCUAAUGUACGAAGGAUUUAGCCGGUUUAAUAACAUACUUUCUCCAUAUGAGCUGUAUCUUAUGGAGCAAAACAACAUUCUCGAAUAUUACAAAUCCAAGAAAAAAGACCCUGAAUUUUCAUUGUACCUGUCCUGGUGUUAUAAUCACCGUGAUAGCAACAGGCUUCACCUGAACGAUUUCCUGGCAAAGCCAUUACAAAGAUUGACUAGAUACAGCUUAUUGUUGAAAAGAAUUAGAGAUCAUACACCAGCACCAGAAAGUAUUAUGCUCAAGGGCAUGGAAAACUACGUUAAAAAGUACCUCACAAAGGUUAAUAUGUCGGUGAGGAAGAAUGAAGAAUGCCAUAAAAUUAAAAAGUUGCAGUCGUCACUGGAUUUUCACGACAGCAACUUCAGAGAUGAUGAACUAGAUCGGGUGUUCAAAUUGUAUGCGACCAUCAAUUUGACAAGACCCAUGCUCUUCUGUCGCCCGAACCAUAGCCGCAGCCUGAUCUACGAAGCCAAUAUGCGAUUCCGUGACGGCACGAAGGAGAUUGAGGUGCGGGCAAUUUUGCUAACCGACAUCCUCUUAAUUUGCAAAGUGCAGAUAGUCAAAAGAUCUUAUAGGUGUAAAUUAAUAAGGCCUAUUUACAUGAUCGAUAAAUUGCUGCAGAUGCCCAAAAUUACCAAGAAUACUAUGACAGCACUUAAUUAUAUGUAUGUAGAUGACUUAGGUUCAUCUUCUACAUGUUUUGUGCUGACAGAAUCAGCUAAAGAUGCAGACCCAAACAGAGACACAUUAAAGAUAUGGGAAAACAAGAUGAAGGAGGCUAAACUCUGCUACGAAUUAUUGAUUUGGGCCGCUGUUAAUCCACGAAAAGUUGUAUCACAGGCGGAAAUUAACCGUAUGGUUGACUUUUUACAAAUAAGAGCCAGAGAUGAUGCAGAGGAGACAUUCAUUGAACGCGAGGCCAAAAUAAGAAUGGCAGCCAUCAUUCACGAAAGCUACGGGGGUAAAGAGUAUGACCCACGUAAAUAUAUAUCAGAUGCCACCUCAGAAGUUGUUAUUGGCGUUGCUGCCAGGUUGCCUCGUCUGCACCAACGGAAUCACAUAAUUGUCCAUAGGACAAUUCCAGCAUGGUACUUUAACCUACCAAAAUCGGAAGAAGAUACCGAUGUUAGCCCUGACAUGGAGGAACCGAAUUCGCAAUGCGGAAUCUCAUUUUUACGUUUACCAACGACGUCAUCUGAUGAUCGGCUGUCGGCUGUAUCAAUAGCAGUGGAAGAGGCUGAGGUCCAGGGCAGUGGGGGUGAGGCCGGUGAUGAUGAAGCCAGCGGCAGUGAUGCCCAAAACGGUCAGAUCGGCGGCAGUGUGGCCGGCAGCAGUGCGACCCGCGAGACUGACACCGGUCAUCUGGAAGCGGGAAGGGUUCAGAUGUAUCACUCUGUUGCUACACUCAUGUACAGCAUACCCAACCUCACUGUCUCGCCCAGUACACCGAAAUCCUCGGCACGUAUUGAAACUUUCUCCUACCCAGACAUAACACUCAGUGAAAUGGAUCGUAAAAGAAGACUAUCCAUUGGUAAAACAGGAGAUACGCUGUCUACCGGCCAUCAGGAAAAGGCUGAGAGAGGAGGCAGUCCACAGCCCGGUCCGAGCAGGGAACAUUAAAAAGCCAUCAAACGUUACCAACCAAGGCGCAGGAUUGGAGUUUGAACGUGUACCCGACCGCUGACGACCAACGGAUAGCUUUGUUAUGUUUAUUUAUCGCAACGCAGCCGCCAGUAUUAAUAUAAGGGUUCCGACCGAACGCCGAAGGGUCCACUCGCCGCUUCGUCGGAUUCUUCACAAAUCGUCUCAAAAUUCGCGUCUUCAUCAUCGGGACAGGAUCGCAGCGAGUUCCGCGAGAACUCCGUGCAGCGCAGAAAUUUCUAGCCAAGAAAGUAUCGUCACCCCGAAACAUUCUCCACUAAGCGCACAUGCCACUCAGCCUGCGAGAAAAUCCCGCAACGCGAGCAUCGAAAGAAUACCAGCCAUUCCGCACUCACGGACCCUCAUACCGAUAGGGUUCAACUCACCAGAAAGUAAGUCUUGCAGCGUCUCAGUAACAACUUUUUGCAUCCUAUAUUCGACGAGGAUACUAUGUGCUUAAAAUCUCCAAAUUUGCGCACCAGAUGGAAUGGUCCAUACGAGUUGGCCACCGGAAAUUAUAUUACUUAUGGGAUUGAACGACAGCCAUGAGGAUCAUUUAAAGUGGUACACAUCGACGACGAUUAAGAAGUCGCAGUAUUGAAAGAACCUUGUGAUCUUUUAACAAUAUGCCAGGGAAUAUUAUUAUAGGCUUAGCCGUAUAAUAAUUUUUAUGGCUUAGUAUUGUAGGUCGAUCUCAGUAUCCUGCUUUGCGGUACUCCAUGAGUAUACCAUCUCAUCACGACUACAUUACAAUCUUAGCCUAACGCAAUGAUAUCGAUCUGAUAAAUAUUCGUUUAAGAAGGAGGCCUCAGUGACCAAGGCUUAUUAAGAGGUAAUAUAUUUAAUAACGAUAUAGUUUCAAAUACCUUAGCCAAAUCCAUUAAUCAGAUCAGUAGUGAUGCAGUUGGUUAAGGAAUGCCGACAUGACGUGAUCGAGUGGAUUUUUUUGGAAUUUAUAGUUUGUCUGAAUUUAGAUAAUUUAUAUGUAGAUUAUAAAGGCUGUUGCUCGUGGCUUCAUCUGCUUUUUUAUUUUACCGGGCUAGGCCUACGUGUUAAUCUAGGAUUUCAUGUAUCUCCAUUUUAAAUUUUAAUCAAAUUGAUGAAAUUAGUAGAAAUAUAAUAAUGU